Messenger RNA from Mugil cephalus (flathead mullet), 4329 nucleotides. RefSeq names its product adhesion G protein-coupled receptor G4a (gene adgrg4a). NCBI's taxonomy places the organism in Eukaryota, Metazoa, Chordata, Actinopteri, Mugiliformes, Mugilidae. The transcript is spliced from 29 exons. Gene Ontology annotation, biological process: cell surface receptor signaling pathway; adenylate cyclase-activating G protein-coupled receptor signaling pathway. The coding region runs from base 186 to 3788 and encodes 1200 amino acids. Gene Ontology annotation, molecular function: G protein-coupled receptor activity. The record is from RefSeq and is a predicted model, not a curated record. Gene Ontology annotation, cellular component: membrane.
UGGAUGUCUUCUUAUAGAGUAAUAAAGCAGAGCUGGCCAGCGGUCUCAUGGCUCUGCCGGAUUCUCUCAUAAACUGAUAUUUAUUGCUUGAUUUAAUUGACAAAACUGGUACGAGCACAUCCAUUUCAAGGAGAGGACCAUGGUGAACAGCUGAGUGGCACCCGAAAGAGUUUUUAUCUGCCACCAUGAGCUCCGUGAGAAGCCUGUCUUCUCUGACCAUCUGUGUGUGUAUUAUAAUGUCAGUGUGUCCUCUGCGAUCAACCGCCACCAGCCUGUGGGGUAACAUGCUGAAGUUCGAGUCUGAAUGUUUGUGCCAGCUGAGGCCAGAGGCUGCGCUGCCAGCCCUGAGGGAGCUGAGCGUGUGCGUGCUUGUACGCCGCACGCUUUCGACAAAAUGGACAGCUUUUGUCUACAAAGCUCCAACAAAGAGUCCCAUAGAGCUCGGCCUUGAGGGCAAAGGUCAACUGCUGACCGUAUGGCUGUUUGGAAAACAGUGGCAGGUGCAAAAGGAAUUGAGGCUGCACGAAUGGCACUCCGUCUGCCUCACCUGGUCGGCCCGUGCUCAGCGGAUGACGAUUUACGUCAACAGAACCAGCCUGGAAGAGAUGCCCCUCAGCAACACCUCACAGCCGCAGCUGUCUCAAAACGGCACCCUCACUCUGGGGGCGUCUCAUUAUGUACAAGUAAAUGGCAAAGUGAAGAUAGAGAGUGGUAGUAACCUCGUCGGGGAGAUUGGUUUGUUCAGAAUGUGGUCCAAAGAAUGGAGUGCUGAGGAGCUGUGGAGGCUGCGGUGUGCAGAUGGGGAUGUGGUGAGCUGGGACCUGCGGAACUGGAAACAUGAGUGUUCUCUUGUUCCAGAGAAGAGCCUACACUGUGCAUGGCCGCUCUACAAAAUCGAAAUGUGGACGCUUGCAGUUCACUCUACGCCCCCCGUAAACUGUUCCAUGUCCCCGGAGAAAAUCACAAGAGACUGGUUGGAGAGCAUCUUUCAACCAAACAUUUCUGUCUUGGAAAUCGUUGUGUCACCCACCAGCCAUACCUGCCCUGUGGUUAAUCAUUCUGCAGCUCUACAUGCGCAGCAAACUCAGGCUCUGGGGGCAUUACCAAACUCCACCUGCCAGAAGUGUUACCACAGUGAAGUCCAUAUAAACGUGGAACCUGCCGCUAACGUGGAACUGGUUCAGGCAAACGUUACUGCGCUGCUGAACGCAACCUUCUCUAACAACUUCCUCAACCUGACAGCUGACGCUAGAAGCAUCAGAAUACUUCCUUCGGCCUUAUUUCCUGGGGUGACAACACUCCCACCAGCUGUCAGCCCUGAAGUGACUACAUCAGAAAGAGGUGUGACUCAAAGCCUGCCAGUCAAACCUACUUCCAUGUCAACGACCAGAGAGCCUCUUGACCUAAAUCUAACGUUCGUUGGACCUGAUAUAUUCUUUAGAGUUAAUCUGACCUUGAGUAUAACAGGCAACCCCCCAGAACCAGAGGGUCUUAUCAAGAAUUGGGUGAAAGAACGACUGGAAGGGAACAAAACAAUGGUCGUGUUGAAUUUCAUCAUAAAGAAUAAUGUGGGCAGGAACAUGAAGCUAAAUGUUGGUUUGAUGGAUUCAGCUGACCAACAAAAACAAUAUUACUGUACCUUCCACGUUCAGGAAUUCAACAUGAACAGCGUGGCAGAAAGUGAAACUUUCAUUAAUGUUUCCUUGACGUCAGAGUAUAAAAACAGUUCUAUUCUCAUUAAAACUGAUGACCUGGCAAUCAAGCACAUAGUGCCAGAAGACUGUAAAGAAGACACCACAACAUCAAUCAAGUAUGGUGAAUACAUCUGGCCUGAGACAUUUCCACAAGUCAUCCAAGAAAUGCAAUGUACAAAGCCUGUGUCAGAGAAAGCGUACAGACUGUGCCAGUUAGACCCUGAAACUGAUGAAACCAGCUGGGCUGAUCCUGAUAUGACGAACUGCGAUCAGCUUGUUUCCAUCACAGAUCUCACCAAUAUCACUGUCACUAGUGAUAACAUGGCUGAGGUUGCGGCCAUAAUUCAAGAACUUGUACAGGUUCAGUUAAAUAACAGCGACGAGCUCUCUUCCCACCAGCUGACUUCAGUGGUGGACAAGCUCAAAGAAGUUGUGGAUAUAAACGACGUCAAGCCUUCUAUUGGAGUCAGCAUCAUCGACACAAUUUCUAACAUGCUGCUCUCUAAGACUGAUCUCACUCCGGUGUCUAACAACAUCCUGAACCUGACAGACAAAAUUGGAGACACUAUGGAUUUCCAUGUUGGAUCUCUGAGUUUAACAGCUCCCUCUGUGGCUCUUUCAAUGAUCGACGUGGAUCCAGAUCAGUUCGGCGGCCUCACCUUUGUCGUGUCUUCUGUUUCUCCAGAAUCAAACCCAAAGGUUUUUCUGAACCAGAGCUUUGUGAGCGAAAGCCCGCCUGAGGCCAGUGCAACCAUUUCCUUGCCCUCUUCAAUCCAAGAUUUUUUCCCUCCUCAUCUGAGAAACAAAACUCGUAUACAGUUUCAGUUUUAUGCAACAGACGACCUUUUUCAGGACCAGUUCAUAGCCAGUGAGUUCUUGAUGUUAAACUCUCAAAUAAUAUCUGCCAGCAUAAAGAGAGGGCUUGUCGUCAACCUGCAGGAUCGAGUGAUAGUGACACUGAGUCACCGAAAGCCUGCAAAGCCGGACAAGGUACAAUGUAUGUUCUGGGAUUUCAACAAGAAUGCUGGGCAGGGGGGUUGGAACAACAGCGGCUGUCAAACCCAGAAUAUUUCUCCUCAUCAGACCAGCUGUCUCUGUGAUCACCUCACGCAGUUUGCUGUUCUCCUGGAUAUAUCCAGAGCUCCCAUCAGUGAAACUGACAGCUACAUUCUGACAAUGCUCUCAUAUGUUGGUUGUGGUAUAUCCUGUAUUUUUUUAGGCAUCACUCUACUCACCUAUCUUCUUUUUGAGAAGCUGCGUAGGGACUACCCGUCUAAGAUACUCAUCAACCUUUCAGUUGCCAUGCUGGGGCUGAACUUGAUUUUCCUUCUUAACUCUUGGCUCGCAUCUCUCUCCAACUACGGCCUGUGCAUCUCCACCGCUGCGGUCCUCCAUUAUUUUUUACUAGCAACCUUCUCGUGGAUGGGCCUGGAGGCCUUUCACAUGUACAUGGCACUGGUCAAGGUCUUCAACACCUAUGUUCCCUCCUACAUCCCCAAGUUCUGUGCCAUGGGAUGGGGCAUUCCUUUGGUGAUCGUUUGCCUGGUGCUGGCUAUAGAUAAAGAUGUAUAUGGAGACAUUGGGUCUGAUAAUUCCUCUGAGCCAUACUGCUGGCUGCAGAAUGAGGGUUUCUUCUACGUGACAGUGGUGGCGUUCGUUCUUCUGAUCCUGCUGGGCAACAUGUGUGUGUUCAUCGGGGUUCUGAUUCAGAUCAGAAAGAUGAAUGCCAACAAGCCAUCAGCAAACAGACAUAACACUGUGCAUCACCUGAGGGCAGUAGUCGGUCUGACUGUCCUGCUUGGCCUGACAUGGUUGUUAGGCUUUUUUUCAUUUGGACCUGGGAGAGUAGUCAUGAUGUACCUGUUCACAAUCGCCAAUACUCUGCAGGGCUUCUUUGUUUUUAUCUUCCACUGUUUGAUGAAGGAAAAUGUGAGGAAACAGUGGAGCAUCCACUUCUGCUGCGGACGUUUCAGUGAAUACUCAGACCGGAGUCGCUCUGCAACAGCGGGAAGCAAAAAGAAAAAUCUUGUUAAUUCUGAAUCAGUUGCUUCUGAAAACACAUCCACCUCUACAGCACCCAACCUCCAUCAGUAGGGGGCAGGAGUGGGCCUCUAGAUGAGCCAUUUCAGUAGCAUUUCGAGGUCCAUUGUUCACUCCUAAACAAUGAUGGUAGUGAGGCUGAAAAAUGAUAUAAUGGGAAGAGAAAGAUUAGAUAAACCACAUUUUGAUGGAGCUACAAUGGGUCCACAGAGAUUACUGCACCAUGCAUUAAAACCAUUCAUGCAAUUCAAAGAUUGCAUAGAGUCAGUUCAAAGUAAAGGGACGUGAUCUGAAUACUUCACGGUUUUGUUGUAUAUAUCAGACCAAUGUUAUAACAUUUUUCCAUUUAAUUUAAUUUUAUCCUAAUAGUUUUUUUUUGUGAUUUUAUGUUUUCAAUAAUAAUUAAUUUCUCUUUGUUUGUCACAAAAAUCUUGAGUGAAGGUUUAGACUUGGAAAUGUGUGUUCACUCAUCUUUCUUGACUGGAAAGUAAAACUUUACAGUCGAAUAUAUUAUUUUUUCCUCGACUAGAAACUCUCUGUAAAGCCAUAUUACAGAGAUUGUGGAAAUAAAAAGAUUUUUUCUUCUUCUAACAAA